AUGACUAGCGAAUUCCUGGCGGAGCUGCAUUGGGAGGAUGGGUUCGCCAUCCCGGUGGCGAAUGAGGAGAACAAGAUACUGGAAGAUCAGUUGUCAAAGAUGCAGCGUGAAAGAUCAAGCUUGCAAGAUCAGCUACGUGACUAUGAAGAUCGAAUUAAUGCUAUGACUUCUCACUUCAAGAAUGUUAAGCAAGAGUUUUCAUUUACACAGUCUCUUUACAAAGCAAGGGAGCAUGAGAUUGAAAGUGAAGAACAUUUUAAGGCCAUUGCUGAAAGAGAAUUGGGACGAGUGAAGGAUGAAAUCCAACGACUGGAAAAUGAGAUGGCUUCAAUACAGGAAAGGAAAAGUGAUAAGGAAAAUGGCAUAUUUAAAGCUACUCAAAAAUUGGAUGGUUUGAAAUGUCAAAUGAACUGGGAUCAGCAAGCAUUGGAAGCCUGGUUAGAAGAAUCAGCUCAUAAAGAUAGUGAUGCCCUCACUCUUCAGAAAUAUGCACAACAAGAUGAUAAUAAAAUUAGGGCACUGACCCUGCAAUUAGAAAGACUAACUUUGGAAUGUAAUCAGAGAAGAAAAGUACUUGACAAUGAACUUACAGAGACUCUAAGCGCACAGUUAGAAUUGGAUAAAGCAGCACAAGAUUUUCGUAAGAUUCAUAAUGAAAGACAAGAACUCAUUAAACAGUGGGAGAACACAAUAGAACAGAUGCGGAAGAGGGAUCAAGACAUAGACAACUGUGCCUUGGCAUUAGCAAGGAUAAAGCAGGAAACAAGAGAAAAAGAAAGUUUGGUUAAGGAAAAGAUCAAGUUUUUGGAAAGUGAGAUUGGGAAUAACACAGAGUAUGAGAAAAGAAUCUCUGCUGCUGAUCGUAAACUUUUAAAAUGUAGGACGGAAUAUCAGCACCACGAAACUAAUAGAAGUCAACUGAAGGAUGAGCUGGAUUCUUUAAAAGCCACUGUGAAUAGAACUUCCAGUGAUUUAGAAGCUCUGAGGACAAAUAUUUUCAAAAUAAAGAAGGACAUUAAUGAAGAAACAGCAAGGUUACAGCAAAUUAAAAAUCAUAAUGAGACCAUUAAAAAAAACUUAAAGCAGAUAACUGAGAAAACCAUGUCUGUAGAAGAGAAAGCUACCAAUUUGGAAGAUAUGCUAAAGGAGGAGGAAAAAAGUGUAAAGGAAGUGGAAGUUCAAUUGAACCUAGUGAAAGAUGUGCUAUUUAAGAAAGUUCAGGAGUUACAGACUGAGACAAUGAAAGAAAAAGCUGUUGUAUCAGAAAUCGAAGGGACCCGUUCCUCUCUAAAGCAUCUCAACCAUCAGUUACAUAGACUGGACUUUGAAACCUUGAAGCAGCAGGAAAUUAUGUACAGUCAGGAUUUUUACAUUCAACAAGUGGAACGGAGAAGGUCACGGUUAAAAGGAGAAAUUAAUUCAGAAGAAAAACAAGCCCUUGAAGCAAAAAUUGUUGAACUUAAGAAGUCAUUGGAAGAGAAAAAAUCUACAUCUGGCCUUUUGGAAACACAGAUCAAGAAGCUUCAUAAUGAUCUUUACUUUAUCAAGAAGUCAAACAGUAAAAAUUGUGAUGAAAAACAGUGCCUUAUGACCAAAAUAAAUGAACUAAACUUUUUCACUGAUAGAUCAGAGAAAGAACUUAAUAAAGCCAGAGCUUUUAAACAGGAUUUGAUGAUAGAGGACAAUCUUUUAAAACUUCAAGUUAAGCGUACUCGAGAAAUGCUUCACAAUAAGGCAGAAGAAGUUCUUUCCCUGGAAAAAAGAAAACAGCAGAUAUACACAGCUAUGGAAGAGCGAACUGAAGAAAUUAAGGUUCAUAAAACAAUGCUUGCAUCACAAAUAAGAUAUGUUGACCAAGAACGGCAAAACAUAAGUGCUGAAUUUCAUGAGCGACUAAGUAAAAUUGAUAAGCUGAAGAAUAGAUAUGAAAUUCUCACUGUUGUUAUGCUACCUCCUGAAGGAGAAGAGGAGAAAACACAGGCCUAUUAUGUAAUAAAGGCUGCUCAAGAAAAAGAAGAACUUCAAAGGGAAGGUGACAGUUUGGAUGCUAAAAUCAACAAAGCUGAAAAAGAAAUCUAUGCUCUAGAAAAUACCUUGCAAGUGCUGAACAGCUGCAACUACAAUUACAAACAAUCUUUUAAAAAAGUGACUCCAUCUAGUGAUGAGUAUGAGCUAAAAAUUCAACUAGAAGAACAAAAAAGAGCUAUUGAUGAAAAAUACAGAUAUAAACAAAGACAAAUCAGAGAACUUCAAGAAGAUAUCCAGAGCAUGGAAAAUACUUUAGAAGUUAUGGAACAUUUAGCAAAUAAUGUCAAAGAAAAAUUAUCAGAGAAGCAGGCUUAUUCAUUUCAAUUAAGUAAAGAAACGGAGGAGCAGAAGCCAAAAUUAGAAAGAGUAACUAAACAGUGUGCAAAAGUCACAAAAGAAAUCCGUCUUUUGAAAGACACAGAAGAGGAAACACUAGAAGAACAAGACAUCAAACUUCGUGAAGUGAAACAGUUUCACAAAAUCAUUGAUGAAAUGCUGGUUGAUGUCACAGAAAAUGCUGAGAUCCAUAUUAUCCUUCAAACAUACUUUCAACAAAAUGGGUUAGAACUACCUACAGCUGGUACUAAAGGCAGUCGUCGGAGUUCUAGAUCGCCUUCACAGACUUCACUGUUAUCAGCAAGGUCAUCUAGGAGCACCACAAGUACUUCUGCUUCUCAGACUUCGAUUAAAGUGUUAGAGCUCAAUUUCCCAGACUCCUUUUCUAGGCCAAGUAGUGCUAGUAGUAGCUCUAGUAAUAAUAGUAAAAGCAAAAAGAGCAACAAAUAA
Messenger RNA from Cynocephalus volans (Philippine flying lemur), 2814 nucleotides. It is a transcript of the gene CCDC39, whose product is annotated as coiled-coil domain 39 molecular ruler complex subunit. Bases 1 to 2814 code for a protein of 937 amino acids. The transcript is spliced from 20 exons. The record is from RefSeq and is a predicted model, not a curated record. Lineage: Eukaryota; Metazoa; Chordata; Mammalia; Dermoptera; Cynocephalidae. Gene Ontology annotation, cellular component: axoneme. Gene Ontology annotation, biological process: cilium-dependent cell motility; epithelial cilium movement involved in determination of left/right asymmetry; inner dynein arm assembly.